Molecule: messenger RNA, 1335 nt
Organism: Penicillium cosmopolitanum
Lineage: Eukaryota; Fungi; Ascomycota; Eurotiomycetes; Eurotiales; Aspergillaceae
Product: dipeptidase
Exons: 3
Coding region: 1-1335 (444 amino acids)
Biological process (GO): proteolysis
Molecular function (GO): metallodipeptidase activity
Source: RefSeq, a predicted model, not a curated record
AUGGAUGAAAAACCAACAAUCACACAUUCAUACCGAUCAGAUCCAACUUUUCUUCUCGGCUUAAGGGACUCGCGAGCAUCUCGCUGGUCCUGGGCGUUGGCCAUCUGCUCUCUAUUGGGGGGAGGCUGGUUCUUUUGGUCGCACUGCUUCCAAGGUCGCUUGCUCCGUAUUGAGGAACGAGUGGAGAAUAUCCUGAAACACACUCCACUGAUCGAUGGUCACAAUGACCUGCCUAUAAAUAUCCGAAAACACUACAAGAAUCACAUUUAUGGAUCUAAUUUUACCCUGCCUUUUGCUGAUGGCACCAUGGAGGGUCACGCAGACUUGCUCCAUUUGAAGCAAGGCCUUGUCGGGGGCACAUUCUGGAGUGUUUUUGUGCCUUGCCCGAAGGAUUGGGACGACUUUUCGAAUAUUAAUUACGCGGCUGAUCUUCGGAUGACUGUCGAGCAAAUUGAUGUCAUGUUUCGUAUUCAACAAGCCUACCCAGACGUCUUUUCUCCUCCCCCUAAUGGCACUACCGCUAUAAAAGCAUUUCGAGAAGGGAAGAUCAUCUCGCCUCUUGGCAUCGAAGGUCUACAUUCUAUUGGAAACUCCUUUGCACAUUUACGCAUGUUCUAUGAAAUGGGAGUUUCAUAUGCAACCCUAACGCACAACUGCCACAACAUCUACGCAGAUGCAGCAAUCGUCAAGUUGCCAGACGGUAGGAUUAGAAAGUCAAGUCCUCUCUGGUACGGCGUGAGCCCGGCGGGGAAAGACCUUGUCUAUGAAAUGAACCGUAUAGGCAUGAUUGUUGAUCUUUCCCAUGCGAGUGAGCAUACAAUGCGUGAUGUACUUGGCGCAGGUAAGGAUGACUGGCCUGGUAGUCAGUCACCGGUUAUAUUUAGCCACAGCUCGGCCCAGGCACUAUGCCCACAUCCUCGCAAUGUCCCUGAUGAUAUUCUAACUUUAGUAAAGAAGAGAAACUCUGUGGUUAUGGUUAAUUUUGCCCCCGAUUUUAUCUCCUGUACAGUAUCUGGUUCCAAACAUGGGCUACCUAAAACAGAUUAUAAACAUGCGACUCUGGGGCGGGUUGUGGACCAUAUCAUGCAUAUCGUGAGUGUUGCCGGAGUCGAGCACGUCGGGCUGGGCAGUGACUUCGAUGGAAUGCCAAAUGAGGCACGGGGCUUGGAGGAUGUGUCUAAGUUCCCAGAUCUUAUUGCUGAACUUUUGCGUCGUGGUCUUGACGAUGAGGAUGCUGCCAAGAUAGCGGGGGGUAAUGUACUACGGGUUUGGAGGGAUGUUGACCAGAUUGCUCUGCAGAUGCAGGCUGGGGGCUCUCUUCCUGUAGAGGACUGA